AUGCCUUCCAUCAUAGAACUCGGUGCUCCUGAUCGGAAAAAUGGUGAUUUGACAGUCGCCGGACAUUCGAAUGAGCUCCUUUCGCUUCUCAAAGGUCAAAGCAGCAGUUUCCCUCCUGGCAAGCAAUACAGUAUCGCCAUCAAGGAAGUCCCCGUGACGGUGGAACGGAUGCCGUACUAUCCUAAAGAUGGCGACAGUCUACAGGAUCCCGGAACUGCGCGGGUGAACAUUGCUGCCUCUAAUGAGAGCCCGAAUGGAACUUCUCAAGACAACUGGGCUCAAGACCACAAACACCAAACAGUCGUACAGCAGCAUGUGGUUUACUGGGACAGAGAUCAAGAUGGCAUCAUCUGGCCGCUUGACACCUAUAGGGGCUGUCGCGCAUGGGGCUGGAACCCUAUAUUGUGCCUGAUCGCCAUGUUUCUGAUCAACGUCAAUCUCUCGUACCCAACAUCCCCCUCUUGGAUACCUGACCCUUUCUUCCGUAUACACAUCUCGAAUCUCCACAAGGACAAGCAUGGCAGCGACUCGAUGAGCUUUGACAACGAAGGCAGAUUCAGACCUCAGAACUUCGAAGACAUGUUCUCAAAGUACGACCGUGGCAACAAAGGUGGCCUUGAUGCCUACGACCUGGUCAGAAUGCACAAAGGUCAAAGAAUGGCCAUGGACUUUUUCGGCUGGAGUGCGUCAUUCUUCGAGUGGCUCGCAACCUAUCUCUUGCUUUGGCCCGAGGAUGGUAUCAUGCGCAAGGACGAUGUGCGCAGGAUCUUCGAUGGUAGCAUCUUCCAAUUCAAGGCUGAUGAGUACGCCGAGAAGAAGAAACGACAGGGUGGUGGCGACAGAAGUAUAGAAAGCAGGAAGAAGAAGGCCUAG
Molecule: messenger RNA, 873 nt
Organism: Aureobasidium subglaciale EXF-2481
Lineage: Eukaryota; Fungi; Ascomycota; Dothideomycetes; Dothideales; Saccotheciaceae
Exons: 3
Coding region: 1-873 (290 amino acids)
Molecular function (GO): monooxygenase activity; calcium ion binding
Source: RefSeq, a predicted model, not a curated record